Messenger RNA from Esox lucius (northern pike), 3496 nucleotides. RefSeq names its product LIM homeobox 1a (gene lhx1a). The record is from RefSeq and is a predicted model, not a curated record. Gene Ontology annotation, molecular function: DNA-binding transcription factor activity, RNA polymerase II-specific; RNA polymerase II transcription regulatory region sequence-specific DNA binding. Gene Ontology annotation, biological process: regulation of transcription by RNA polymerase II; neuron differentiation. Lineage: Eukaryota; Metazoa; Chordata; Actinopteri; Esociformes; Esocidae. Bases 754 to 1971 code for a protein of 405 amino acids. The transcript is spliced from 5 exons. Gene Ontology annotation, cellular component: nucleus.
CUGAAUGCGGAGCGUCAAUUCUGCACGGAGAUGUCACACGCAUCCUACCAUCACUAGCGUCAUUUGCCCAAAACAAGCUCGAGGACAGAAAGCCACCAGAGCCGGAGGAAACUCGUUUUUACUUGAGAUCUUUUCGGGGUUAAUUAUUUCGUUUUCAACGGGUGCUCAACAGUGGAUAAGCGGUCAUGUCAAAGAACAUUGAAUUAUUUAUAGGCACGCGUGUCUUGCUGUGUGACAGUAUCGCCCAAAAAACAUUUUGUUAGAUGCGCGUCUCAAACACUGCUUUUUCGGCCAAUGCUUCACUUUGACGACCACGGAGACGUGCUGAUAGGCUAUGGUGCUCACAGUUUAGCCAAUCUUCAGUGGGUGUCUUGAUUUUUUUUGUGCCAUUUGAUUGGCUUCAUUCAAACAGACGUGUGCUAUUUGGGAAAGGAUCCAAAGGACUGAUUUUCGAGGCGUCAACAGUCACCAUCGUAUAUUUGGUCGUGAUCCUGUAUGUGGACCAUAUAAACUUCCAUGCUGACCACUUCCUCGGAGAAGAGGUUGCGACCAGCCCUCCCAUCGACUGUUUCUGUAAACACAUUUUUGCAGGACCUCCAAGUGAAUGAGGAACCAAAUACUUAAAGAAAAAAACAUCCAACGUCUGGUGUGUGUCAUUGUUCAUUUAUUUUCUGCUUUAGUCAGUGUAUGAAUUAGACGACCUCAGGAAGCUGAACUGACCACGGUUGCAUAGUGGGUGCGAAUCCAAAGACGAUGGUCCACUGCGCUGGGUGCGAGAGGCCUAUACUGGACAGGUUUCUCCUCAAUGUUCUGGACAGAGCGUGGCACGUCAAGUGCGUACAGUGUUGCGAGUGUAAAUGCAAUUUAACGGAGAAAUGCUUUUCUCGAGAGGGAAAACUAUACUGCAAAAACGACUUCUUUAGGCGGUUCGGGACAAAGUGCGCGGGCUGUUCUCAGGGCAUCUCGCCGAACGACUUGGUCCGGAGGGCAAGGAGCAAAGUCUUUCACCUCAACUGCUUCACCUGCAUGAUGUGUAAUAAACAGUUAUCCACGGGAGAGGAGCUGUACAUCAUAGACGAAAACAAAUUUGUCUGCAAAGAAGAUUAUCUAACCAACAGCAAUGGGAAGGACACAAACCUUUUAUCCGUAACAGCAUGUAGCGAUCCAAGUUUAUCACCGGAUUCACAAGACCAGUUACAGGACGAUGUAAAGGACUCUGAAAUAGCCAAUCUGUCGGACAAAGAAACGGGUAAUAAUGAAAACGAUGGCGAGAACCUUGGCGGUAAGCGACGUGGACCGCGAACAACUAUAAAAGCAAAGCAACUGGAGACCCUGAAAGCGGCAUUUGCUGCAACCCCCAAACCCACCAGACACAUCAGGGAGCAGCUCGCGCAAGAGACUGGGCUGAACAUGAGAGUCAUUCAGGUAUGGUUUCAGAACCGGCGGUCAAAAGAACGACGCAUGAAACAAUUGAGCGCCCUGGGUGCUAGACGGCACGCGUUCUUCCGGAGCCCGAGGAGAAUGAGAACGCUGGUGGACCGGCUUGAACCCGGGGAAUUAAUUCCGAACGGUCCUUUCUCUUACUAUGGAGAUUAUCAAAGCGAGUACUACGGUCCAGGAGGAAACUACGACUUCUUUCCUCAGGGGCCUCCAUCGUCGCAGGCACAGACCCCCGUAGACCUCCCCUUUGUGCCCUCCUCGGGCCCCACGGGCACACCUUUAGGGGGUAUGGACCAUCCAAUGCCGGGGCACCACCCGUCCAGUGAGGUGCAGCGUUUCUCUGACAUAAUGUCCCACCACCCUCGGGACUCGCCUAGCCCGGAGCCCGGCAUCCCAGGGCCCAUGCACAGCAUCUCCUCGGAGGUGUUCGGCCCCAGCCCGCCCUUUACCUCACUGUCCCUCAAUGGCAGCGGAUACGGCAACCACCUGUCCCACGCACCCUCGGAAAUGAAUGAAGGCACCGUCUGGUAGCUCUAGAGAGCGGACUAUACCACAGAGACAUUUUAGUAGGCUAGGACAGGAAAGCGGUCAUGUGUAGGGCAGGGGUAGGAACACCGGUCAAAUAUAUAUAUUUUUUGUUGCCAGUUAUAUUUAUUUAUUUAAUUUCCCCGUAUAAUUUUUUUGCAGGGAAAAAUAUGGCAAAAAGGUGUUUACCUUGGUAUUGUGUUGAUGUUUCGAUUGCUUCUUUUUCCAAACUUGAAUAAGGACUUGGGCACAUAAAAGACUGUGUGACUAUUGACCCUGUAGGCCCCUGGUGUCCUUAGGCCCCUGAUGCCUAUAGCUGGGACCCUCCUGACUCCUGUCACUGGCCUAGCACGGCGACACCUCUCCAAACACACAUCACCGGGGAAACAACCUUUCUCAAAAACAAGUAAUACGUCCUAAACUCACAAAAACAUCAUUAGCUACUGUCAAAGACUCAACAGCUUUACAGAAAAAGAAAGGAAGGGUGGUUGGUCUGAGCGCUAACCUGCGCUGCUGGCACUAAAAGAAGGCUGAAAGGCAUCAGACUCUAUUUAUGGCACUAUAUGUGUCCCUCGUAUUUAUUCAAAAGCUCCUCAGACCUCUUUGCCUUUCAAGGCUCUGCCAUAUUGACACUUAAACAACCUUUUUGACAGUAAAUAUGUUUCAGAACGCCAGGGGAAAUACAGUUUUUUUUCUCACCAUUGGAACUAUUUCCUUCUUUUUGGGUUAAGUAUCAAACCACCAAAUCUGAAGAAGUUGGCCUUCAAAAGGCAAACAAAAGGCAAAGUUAUAUGGAUUGUAAACUCUUUAUUUAAAUGGAAGAGAACUUGAAAUGUUGUUAAAUGAAGUCUACCUUCUAAAAAUCUUUUAAUGGGGUCUGAAAGGGACUUAGAACAGUCAACUGUUUACGUAAUAUAUUUAAUUCAGGAGUUAAAAGUAUCAAACCAUGUUUUAGAACCUCUUGAUCCAGAUAAAAUGUUCCAAGCAACCAACCAAACUUUUCUAUUGAUUUUAUUUAUAUUGUAUGAAGACAAACACGUUUGCUGGGGUUGUGGUUCACUGUGCUAGUUUGUACAAGAUGUUGUUUACAAAAAAUAAAAAAAAUAAAAAUAAAGUAAGUAGACAGUUGCCAAAUAAAAAAUAGCACAAAUACUGUAAAAGUGCUUUGCACCAUCAUCUGCAGAACGUGUUGAGACAAAGUGUAAGUGUUAAAAAAUGUUAAGGAGUAAUUUACUUCUUAAUUUUUAUAGUCUGCUGAAAAAAAUUCAUAAAGUUGUUAAUAUAACAUAGUUAGACAGGUUUUAUUUUUGUGUAUUUAAAGGAAAAUCCAAACUAUUAAAUUGAUGGUGGAAUAUGCAGCUUGCUGCUGCUACAUUUCUUUAAAUAUCAAACCCUCACGGUAUGUCUUUUAUUGUUCUUAUAAACCUAAGCUUAUGUGACCUUCAGUGCAUAUUAGACCAUUCACUGUAUAAAUACAACAUGUUGAAUAAAUUGUGAGUUUCUAAUAAAACUAGAAAAUAUACAAUUUGAA